GGAAGGGUGGGGAAAGAUAAGCAAGGAGCACAACACAGUGCAGUGUUUCCGGCCAGCGCAGCCCUGAAGGAGUGUCAGUGGAAAGCGGUUUGAAAUAACCAGUCUGCCCAUUCAUUUCACUGUGUUUACCAGUCUGCCCAUUCAUUUCACUGUGUUUGUUGCUGGUUUCUCGAGCUCAGUUGAAGAUGGUGUUGUUGACGAUGAUUGCCCGGGUCGCGGAUGGACUCCCGCUCGCCGCAUCCAUGCAGGAGGACGAACAGUCUGGGCGGGACCUGCAGCAGUAUCAAAGCCAGGCCAAGCAGCUCUUCAGGAAGCUGAAUGAACAGUCCCCUCCGCGAUGCACCCUGGAGGCAGGGGCCAUGUCUUUCCACUACGUCAUCGAGAAGGGGGUGUGCUACCUGGUCCUGUGUGAGGCGGGGUUCCCCAAGAAGCUGGCGUUUGCCUACCUGGAAGAUUUACAAUCGGAGUUCGAUGAGCAGCAUGGGAAGAGAGUGCCCACGGUAUCCAGACCGUACUCCUUUAUUGAGUUUGACACGUACAUUCAGAAGACCAAGAAGUCGUACAUUGACAGCAGAGCCCGACGCAACCUGGGGAACAUCAACACAGAGCUGCAGGAUGUGCAGAGAAUCAUGGUAGCCAACAUUGAGGAGGUGCUGCAGAGAGGAGAGGCGCUGUCAGCUUUGGACUCCAAGGCCAGCAACCUGUCAAGCCUGUCGAAGAAAUACCGGAGUGACGCCAAGUACCUGAACACGCGCUCCACGUACGCCAAGCUGGCUGCCGUAGGGGUGUUCCUCGUCAUGCUGAUCGUCUAUGUGAGGUUCUGGUGGCUCUGAGGGGCCGCGGGGACCCGCUGAUCCCACUCCUUUAUACCCGGGCUGGAAUUACUUCCAAAAAUCUUUACACGUUCUGUGGUGUGUUUUAUUAAACCGCUGCACGUACCAUUCUCUUUCUGUUUAGUAAGAAAUAAGACUCCCAUUGCAUAGCACUCUUGAGUCCACGCCUGGUUUUGCUAGGAGUUUAACAUCACACUGUGACUGAUCAAGCUCAUAAUAAAACCUGGAAUGGGUGAAUCUGCUCUGCAACAGGAGUCCUCUUUCCAUCCCUGGAAUGUGUGUGACAGUUUGUGUUAAUUAGACCAAACCCCAGUAUUCACUGGUCUUUGGAAACACGCUGUUUCGUGGAACGGCCUGUUUGUUUGGCCGGCAGAAACAAACCCACAGCGUCCCGGCGGUUCGGUCUGCAGAGCAUCUUUUCAGAAGCUGCCUGGGUGUGCAAAAAGUCAUCUGUUUCUGUUUCCAUUGGAUUAUGCCGAGUGUGUGUACAAACAAAAAGCGUCCGCAAAGUGGACAGUGCCUCCGCAGACCGAGCCUCUCGCUGGCAGAGCUGUGCUCGUAGAUAUAGUGUGUGCGUGUGCAUGCAUGCUGUGAACAGCGCGAUUCUUUUUUUAAAUUCUGCUAAUAAACACACUGAUCUACUGUAUGUGCAACAGACCGCCCAGGCUGAUCAGCUGUUGAAUCUAACCAGGAAGUGUUACUCGUCCUUCCUUACAGUUCAGCAACUCCUCUGUUCUCAAGCUGUUUACUGGGGCUUUGAGAAAAUGAAAUGGGAUGAAACGAAUUCAAAUGAAACCCUGUUGGUAGUGGGAGUGUUUCUUGGGUGUUAUCAUCACUGCCUCGAUGCUGGUCUCUGCUCUGUUGUGUAAAUGAAUGGUUUUGCAUCUCAAGCGGUACAGAUUUCAAAGGGCAUGUUUAUUCCCCAUGUCAGCUUGCACUGUGUUAUCUGAUGCUGGCUUUACCCUCCAUACCGGCAGCUCUGGAUUCUCUUAGCAGUAAUAUUAUUUUCAGCCAACUUCUAUUUUGUUACCCAUCUCUUCGUGUUUCAGUGUACUGUACUCUGAUGUGAGGGUGGUGGCUGGGUGGUCAGUGUACUGUACUCUGAUGUGAGGGUGGUGGCUGGGUGGUCAGUGUACUGUACUCUGUUGUGAGGGUCGUGGCUGGGUGGUCAGUGCACUGUACUCUGUUGUGAGGGUGGUGGCUGGGUGGUCAGUGUACUGUACUCUGAUGUGAGGGUGGUGGCUGGGUGGUCAGUGUACUGUACUCUGUUGUGAGGGUGGUGGCUGGGUGGUCAGUGUACUGUACUCUGAUGUGAGGGUGGUGGCUGGGUGGUCAGUGUACUGUACUCUGAUGUGAGGGUGGUGGCUGGGUGGUCAGUGUACUGUACUCUGAUGUGAGGGUGCUGGCUGGGUGGUCAGUGUACUCUACUCUGUGAGGGUGCUGGCUGGGUGGUCAGUGUACUCUACUCUGUGAGGGUGGUGGCUGGGUGGUCAGUGUACUGUACUCUGAUGUGAGGGUGGUGGCUGGGUGGUCAGUGUACUGUACUCUGAUGUGAGGGUCGUGGCUGGGUGGUCAGUGUACUGUACUCUGAUGUGAGGGUGGUGGCUGGGUGGUCAGUGUACUGUACUCUGUUGUGAGGGUGGUGGCUGGGUGGUCAGUGUACUCUACUCUGAUGUGAGGGUCGUGGUUGGGUGGUCAGUGUACUGUACAAACUGGGAAUGACAAAGCAAUAGUAAACUUUUUUUUUUUUAAUAUAAAUAUCUUUAAUGACUGGCUGGAGAGUUUUAUUAAUCCCAUUAAUGAAUGUUAUUUCAUAGUGUGGUCUUUAUACUAGCAGGCAACUGUAUACUUCCAAUAUACAGGUUUUUUUUAUUAAAAUAACAUUGUGUAUUGCU
Molecule: messenger RNA, 2728 nt
Organism: Acipenser ruthenus (sterlet)
Lineage: Eukaryota; Metazoa; Chordata; Actinopteri; Acipenseriformes; Acipenseridae
Product: vesicle-trafficking protein SEC22b-B
Exons: 6
Coding region: 186-833 (215 amino acids)
Biological process (GO): vesicle fusion with Golgi apparatus; retrograde vesicle-mediated transport, Golgi to endoplasmic reticulum; endoplasmic reticulum to Golgi vesicle-mediated transport
Cellular component (GO): endoplasmic reticulum membrane; endoplasmic reticulum-Golgi intermediate compartment; SNARE complex
Molecular function (GO): SNAP receptor activity
Source: RefSeq, a predicted model, not a curated record